This is a messenger RNA of Postia placenta MAD-698-R-SB12, 2646 nucleotides long. RefSeq lists its product as hypothetical. The record is from RefSeq and is a predicted model, not a curated record. Lineage: Eukaryota; Fungi; Basidiomycota; Agaricomycetes; Polyporales; Adustoporiaceae. Gene Ontology annotation, cellular component: nucleus. The transcript is spliced from 8 exons. The coding region runs from base 1 to 2577 and encodes 858 amino acids.
AUGUCCGGGAGUCACACCGGGUGCAGUCCGGUGCCCGCUGCCCUGGCACUUUUGGGUACUCUGGCCAUUUCGGGUGCCCUGGCCCUUUCGGGCACUCUGGCCCUUUCUAGCAGCCUGACACUUUCGGGCACACGCUGGCACCCUGGCCGAUGUUACACCGUGACGAGGCUUGAUUCAUUGGUGUUUCCGGAGGCCCUCGAGCACUCCUAUCUGCCGCUGCGUGGGGAAACGGGCGUGGGUUGUCUCGGCCAGCCUGCGUUGUUGGAACCUGCCCGAAUAGCUGUGCCCCCUUCGCUGUCUGGCGACACGGACAAGGCGAUCUGCUCGCGCGCGAGCUACCACCUGCUGCAGCUGCUGCAGGCACACCCCGCGAUGAAGGCGGUGAUUGUGCGGGAGGUCCGCGCGCUCGUGUUCCGUCCCGGGGGCCCGGGCCCGGGGCCGCGCGACGCGGCUGGGGCUGGUGCUGGUGGGAGCGAGCCGCGCGGGCAUGUCCACACGUACAUCCGAUUCGCGGACGAAGACGCGCAGGGCGAUGGUGCGGGCGGAGAAGGGGCGGCCAUGCGUCGGGCACGCGGCGCGGAUGGGAACGCGCGGGGCAAGGGUGCCCCAGGCACGCGCGCGGGGGGGCCGGCGACGAUGGCGCGGUGGAACGCGCACGCGUGGUACUACGCGGCGGUGACGCUCAACCAGGUCGUGCUGAGCCCCGCGGAGGCGGACCGCGCGGUGGCGCGGACGCUGGUGGGCGUGUACUUUGAGAUGUUCGAGGAGGUGCUCGGCGCGAAGCGCCGCGGGGAGGUGAGCGAGGAAGCGGCUGGGAGCGGCGGAGAAGGCGGUGGCCAUGGAGAUGGGGAGGCGAAGGCGAAGGGCAAGAACGGGGGGAGGGAGAAGGGGGAGAGGAAGGGGAAGGGGAGGAGGCCGGCGGGCGCGAAGGAGGUGCGUGGGGCAGCCGGGUUUGCCGAGGUCGAGGAUGCGACGUCGAGGCUGCUCGGUGCGGUCCUGACAGGCGUGAACAGGGCGUUGCCGUUCGCGAAGCUGGACGUUGCGGGGGAUGAGACCUUCAAGGCGCACAUCGACACGCUGUUCCUCAUCACGCACACCUCGACGUUCAACAUCUCGCUCCAGGCGCUGCUCCUCGUCCUCCAGAUCACCACCUCUCUCUCCGCGCACCACCCAUCGCAGCCGUCCACGUCCGCUGCGCCCGCGUCCUCCUUUGCGACGGCGCUCACAGACCGCUUCUACCGCACGCUCUAUGCCUCGCUCGCUGACGCGCGGCUCGCCGAGUCCAACAAGCAGGCGAUGUACCUCAACCUCCUGUUCAAGGCGCUCAAGGCAGACCGGAACGUCGAGCGGGUGGCGGCAUUCGUGCGGCGGUUCGUGCAGGUGCUCGCGGUUGGCGUCGGUGGCGGCGGCGGCGCUGAGUUCGUCGCCGGCGGGCUGUACUUGCUCGGCGAGCUUUUCCAGUCUAUACCUGAGCUCAAGACCCUCCUGGGAGGCAAGGGCAAGCGGGGCGUCGUCCCGGUGGAAGGCGAGGACUACGAUCCCCUCAAGCGGGACCCUCAGUACGCACACGCAUCGGCGACGCCGAUGUACGAGCUGAUGCCCCUGCUCCACCACUACCACCCGACCGUGUCGCUGCACGCCCGCCAGCUGCUGAACUCUGAGCCGAUCACCGCAUCGCCCGACCUCGCGCUCAACACGCUCUCGCACUUCCUUGAUCGUUUCGUGUACAAGAACCCGAAGAAGCCGCGCACGAGGGGGCCCAGCGCUAUGCAGCCUGCUGCGAGCGCGCAGGACGGCGCAGGCGGGGUCAAGAUGUCGCGAGGCGAGGUCGCCGACGACGGCCUGCGCGUGAACGAGGAGAACUGGUGGAAGAGGAAAGCAGAGGACGUGCCGGCCGACCAGGUGUUCUUCCACAGAUACUUCACGAAGAAGAAAGAAAGGGAAGACGAAAAGGCCGCGAAGGUGGGGAAGCGGAGAGGCCGCGAGGAUGAGUCGGACGAGUCGGACGGAGACGAGGGUGCUAGUGACGACGGCGAGCUGUCUGCAUCGGAUGUUGAGCCUUCCGCUGAAGUCGAAGACGAUGUCGAAGGACCCGAUAGCGACGCCAUGAAAGCAACCAUGCCUGCGGAACUGCAAGACGAUGACCUGAUGGAAGAUAGCGAGGAUGAGGACGAUAUCCCAUCAGGGCUUGACGAGGACAGCGAGGACGAAAACAUCAGUCUCUCUGACAAGGAGUCUGCCAACGAAGACGAACCAGAAGAGGAAGAGGACGAUGGAUCCGAUGCAUUCUCUUUGGUUGAAGGCUCAGAUGCAGAAGACUUGUUGUCGCUCGAUGCCGACGUCGACGUGCCUGGAGGCAUAGGCCUCAUCGAGUACGAUGGCUCUGUCGCGUCCGACGACGCAGGCGAGUGGUCUGGAUUCGGCGCCGAAGGAGAUGCGCAAAGCAAAAAGGGCAAGCGGAAACGCGAGCAGGACGGCGCGAAAGACCGGAGGAAGAAGCUGAAGAGCUUACCGACAUUCGCGAGCUACGAGGAUUAUGCACGCAUGAUCGAGGAUGGCCCGGAGGAUAACUUAUAGGCGAACAUCCUGAUCGUAUUCGUUCCUGUUAAUGUCCGUUUCAUGUUAAUCACAUUUCAUUUUCACUGU